AGCACUACCUAAAGCGGGGCUUACCGGGCACUAGAUAUGGUUGCCCGGGUCAGCGUCAUGGCUGCCCGGCUAUCAAGGACCCGGUGGGCUAUUGCAUUUGCAGCUACACGCAGAAGCCCGCUGAUUUCCUGCCGGAGGUGUUCCGGUGUCUCGGCAGACACAGUGUACGAUGUAGUGGUGUCGGGCGGAGGCCUCGUGGGUGCUGCCAUGGCCUGUGCCUUGGGACAUGAUAUCCACUUCCGUGAUAAAAAAAUCCUGUUGCUGGAAGCAGGUCCAAAGAGAGUUCUGGAGAAGUUGUCAGAAACAUACAGCAACAGAGUCAGCUCCAUAUCCCCUGGCUCUGCAACUCUUCUCAGUAGUUUUGGUGCUUGGGAUCAUAUCUGCAACAUGAGAUACAGAGCCUUUCGGCGAAUGCAGGUGUGGGAUGCGUGCUCAGAGGCCUUGAUAAUGUUCGAUAAGGAUAAUUUAGAUGACAUGGGCUAUAUAGUGGAGAAUGAUGUCAUCAUGCAUGCUCUUACUAAGCAGCUGGAGGCUGUGUCUGACCGAGUGACUGUGCUGUACAGGAGCAAAGCUGUUGGCUACACCUGGCCUGGUCCAUUUUCCAUGGCAGACUCCAGCCCUUGGGUCCAUAUUACCCUAGGUGAUGGCAGCACCCUCCAGACAAAAUUGUUGAUUGGUGCUGAUGGUUACAACUCAGGAGUACGGCAGGCUGCUGGAAUCCAGAAUGUUAGUUGGAACUAUGACCAGUCUGCUGUCGUGGCUACUCUCCAUUUAUCAGAGGCCACAGAAAACAAUGUAGCCUGGCAGAGAUUUCUUCCCUCUGGGCCUAUUGCUCUGCUCCCGCUCUCGGAUACCCUGAGUUCCUUGGUCUGGUCGACAUCCCAUGACCAUGCUGCGGAGCUAGUAAGCAUGGAUGAGGAAGAGUUUGUGGAUGCCAUUAACUCUGCCUUUUGGAGUGAUGCAAACCACAUGGACUUCAUUGAUUCAGCUGGGACCACGUUGCAAUAUGUUGUCACCCUUCUGAAGCCCACUAAGGUCUCAGCUCGCCAGCUACCCCCAAGUGUAGCAAAGGUGGAUGCAAAAAGCAGAGUCCUCUUUCCUCUGGGGUUGGGACAUGCUGCUGAGUAUGUCCGGCCUCGGGUGGCACUCAUUGGGGACGCAGCCCACAGAGUCCACCCGCUUGCAGGACAAGGUGUCAACAUGGGCUUUGGGGAUAUCUCCAGCUUGGUCCAUCAUCUCAGUACUGCAGCCUUCAAUGGGAAAGACUUAGGUUCUAUGAGCCACCUUGCAGGUUAUGAAACAGACAGACAGCGCCACAACACUGCUCUUUUGGCUGCCACAGACUUACUGAAAAGACUGUAUUCCACCAGAGCCGCUCCACUUGUGCUGCUCAGGACGUGGGGUUUGCAGGCCACUAAUGCAAUGUCUCCACUCAAAGAACAGAUUAUGGCCUUUGCCAGCAAAUGAGUGCUACUCUUCUGGAGAUUAUGCUGUUGAAAGAAGAUCCUGCCCUGCAACCACCACAUACAUUUUCAAGAUUUGAUUUAAUAAACUUACUUUUGUUCACUGA
Molecule: messenger RNA, 1570 nt
Organism: Marmota monax (woodchuck)
Lineage: Eukaryota; Metazoa; Chordata; Mammalia; Rodentia; Sciuridae
Gene: Coq6
Product: coenzyme Q6, monooxygenase
Exons: 12
Coding region: 37-1467 (476 amino acids)
Biological process (GO): ubiquinone biosynthetic process
Cellular component (GO): mitochondrion
Molecular function (GO): FAD binding; 2-octaprenyl-6-methoxyphenol hydroxylase activity; oxidoreductase activity, acting on paired donors, with incorporation or reduction of molecular oxygen, NAD(P)H as one donor, and incorporation of one atom of oxygen
Source: RefSeq, a predicted model, not a curated record